This is a messenger RNA of Sorex araneus (European shrew), 1951 nucleotides long. RefSeq names its product paired like homeodomain 2 (gene PITX2). Gene Ontology annotation, biological process: regulation of transcription by RNA polymerase II; anatomical structure morphogenesis. The coding region runs from base 275 to 1240 and encodes 321 amino acids. The record is from RefSeq and is a predicted model, not a curated record. Gene Ontology annotation, cellular component: nucleus. NCBI's taxonomy places the organism in Eukaryota, Metazoa, Chordata, Mammalia, Eulipotyphla, Soricidae. The transcript is spliced from 3 exons. Gene Ontology annotation, molecular function: DNA-binding transcription factor activity, RNA polymerase II-specific; RNA polymerase II cis-regulatory region sequence-specific DNA binding.
UUAAGAUGCUGGCGCAGCGGGGCCGCGCCGGGCCGCAGAGCAGCCGCGUCGCUGGCCGGGGCGCGGGAGCCGGGGGGUGUGUGCGCGCGAGCCCGGCCGCUCCCGGGGGCAGCUGCCCGGCCCUGUCAGCGCGUGACACUCGGCGGGGGCGGCCGGCCGGGGCCGUGCUCCUGGCAGGGGGGCGUCCCCAUGCCUCCGCGCGCCCGCUGACCGUCGGGGCCGGCGCCGCGGCCGCGGGGGGCUCGGCUCGGGGGCGCGGGGGGCGCCUUCGCCCAUGAGCUGCAUGAAAGGGCCGCUGCACCCGGAGCACCGCGCCGCCGGGACCCAGCUGUCGGCCGCCUGUCACCACCCCCCGCCGCUGCCCAUGGCCUCGGUCCUGGCGCCCGGGCCGCCCCGCGCCCUGGACGCCGCGUCCAAGCACCGGCUGGAGGUGCACACCAUCUCCGACACCUCCAGCCCCGAGGCCGCAGAGAAAGAAAAGAGCCAGCAGGGGAAGAAUGAGGACGUGGGCGCCGAAGACCCGUCCAAGAAGAAGCGGCAGCGGCGGCAGCGAACUCACUUCACCAGCCAGCAGCUGCAGGAGCUGGAGGCCACUUUCCAGCGGAACCGCUACCCCGACAUGUCCACGCGCGAAGAAAUCGCCGUGUGGACCAACCUGACGGAAGCCCGAGUCCGGGUCUGGUUCAAGAACCGCCGGGCCAAAUGGAGAAAACGGGAGCGCAACCAGCAGGCCGAGCUGUGCAAGAACGGCUUCGGGCCGCAGUUCAACGGGCUCAUGCAGCCCUACGACGACAUGUACCCAGGUUACUCGUACAACAACUGGGCCGCCAAGGGCCUCACGUCGGCCUCCCUGUCCACCAAGAGCUUCCCCUUCUUCAACUCCAUGAACGUCAGCCCCCUGUCGUCCCAGGGCAUGUUCUCCCCGCCCAGCUCGAUCUCGUCCAUGAGCAUGUCGUCCAGCAUGGUGCCCUCGGCGGUGACGGGCGUCCCCGGCUCCAGCCUCAACAGCCUGAACAACUUGAACAACCUGAGCAGCCCCACGCUGAACUCCGCCGUGCCCACGCCCGCCUGCCCGUACGCGCCGCCGACGCCCCCCUACGUUUACAGGGACACGUGUAACUCGAGCCUGGCCAGCCUGAGACUGAAAGCCAAGCAACACUCCAGCUUUGGCUACGCCAGCGUGCAGAACCCGGCGUCCAACCUGAGCGCGUGCCAGUACGCCGUGGACCGGCCCGUGUGAGCCGCGGCCCCGCGCCCGCAGCCUCGCGCCGCGCCCGGGGAACGGACGCAACGCACGCACAGAACGCAAUGCUGCCCUUGAAAGACUGGGAGUGAGGCGAGAAGGUCGUGGGCCGGGGACGAGAAGAGGGGGGCCCGGGAAAGGAAACCACUGAAUUCGCGAGAGCGCCCCUUUGAUUUCAGAGGAACUUCCUCCACGUCUGACAUCUUUCGACUCAACUCUUUCCAACAGUCGCAAAGGACACGCGCGCGCCAAAUGUUUGACUGGAUAUGACAUUUUAACAUUACUAUAAGCUUGUUAUUUUUUAAGUUUAGCAUUGUUAACAUUAAAAUGACUGAAAGGAUGUAUAUAUAUCGAGAUGUCAAAUUAAUUUUAUAAAAAGCAGUUGUUAGUAAUAUCACAACAGUGUUUUUAAAGGUUAGGCUUUAAAAUAAAGCAUGGUAUACAGAAGCGAUUAGGAUUUUUCGCUUGUGAGCAAAGGAAUGUAUAUACUAAAUGCCACACUGUAUGUUUCUAACAUAUUAUUAUAAAAAAAAACGUGUGAAUAUCAGUUUUAGGAUAGUUUCUCUGGUGGAUGCAAUGUUUCUGAAACUAUGUACAACCUACCCUGUGUAUAACAUUUCGUACAAUAUUAUUGUUUUACUUUUCAGCAAAUAUGAAAAAAAUGUGUUUUAUUUCAUGGGAGUAAAAAUAUACUGUAUACAAACUGGU